Molecule: messenger RNA, 908 nt
Organism: Rosa chinensis
Lineage: Eukaryota; Viridiplantae; Streptophyta; Magnoliopsida; Rosales; Rosaceae
Product: GDSL esterase/lipase At4g01130
Exons: 2
Coding region: 40-549 (169 amino acids)
Source: RefSeq, a predicted model, not a curated record
GAAGAUACUCCUACAUAACCAGCUUUCCUUGCUCCAACAAUGGCAAUACUCAGUACUAUUAUUCGUCAUCAUGGCUACGUACUCUUACCAAAUUAUCAUCCUCGUCGUGUUAAGUGGAGAUUAAGGGCAUUUUUAGCCUUGGCUACUCGCACUCCGAAACAGGGGUUAUUUUGCUGCAUUUUCCACAGGGGAUGCACGCAAUCAAAAGACUCCGGUUUUACUUUCCUAGGGAGUCGAGCCGGUCGUGUCCCUGAUGUGGAUUUCUUGGUGAUCAUUUUAAUCUUCAGUGCAGCUGAUGGUCUUGGCUUCCCAUUUCUGCCGUCGGUUCACUUCGAUUUCAGAUAUGGCGCAAACUUUGCAACAAUGGGAUCAGCUGUUCUCGUGCCAAACAGUAUCUCUGCACCAGUAAACCCCCCAACCACAAGCCCACUCACUCCAGACUUUCAGCUCGGACAGUUUAAGGCUUCCCAAAACCGAGUGCUUCAUCAAUUGCAAUACAAUAAUUCCAAGCCAGCUGGUGAAUAUGUAUACAUACAUUCGCUUGAUUGAUUCAUUUUUACUUAACCGGAAGUAUGACUGUAUAUAUUCAUUAAUUGAUGAACUUAAUGAUGACUAAUUACUUAAUUAGUGUUCAAUUAGGAUCUAAACCAUGUGAGAGGGAGAGACUUCCUUCUGGCGACAUCUUUGGGAAAACAUUGUACUUGUGGUUUACAUCUGUCGAUCAGUAUGAUUUCACUUUCACUCCUCGGUUUCCAGAUAUAGUCAGAGACACAGAAACGAAAUGACUUGAUGAGGUCAUAUCCAAAAUCACCCAUACCAUCAAAGUAGUACGUGACAGUUGAUCCAUUUAAUUAGUUCCUUUUGAUCAUAUAUAUCUCCAUUUUUUUGCCAAUACUGGCUCAAUUCCU